Messenger RNA from Cyprinodon variegatus (sheepshead minnow), 3434 nucleotides. RefSeq names its product target of myb1 like 2 membrane trafficking protein (gene tom1l2a). Bases 82 to 1698 code for a protein of 538 amino acids. Gene Ontology annotation, cellular component: endosome; membrane. Gene Ontology annotation, biological process: signal transduction. Gene Ontology annotation, molecular function: phosphatidylinositol binding; ubiquitin binding; clathrin binding. The record is from RefSeq and is a predicted model, not a curated record. NCBI's taxonomy places the organism in Eukaryota, Metazoa, Chordata, Actinopteri, Cyprinodontiformes, Cyprinodontidae. The transcript has 16 exons.
GUGGGCGGGGUGUAGCCAUACAGCCAGACGCCUCUGGGCCUCAGCCUCCGUCAUUUCCAAAGUGGAUCGUUUGUUGUCAAAAUGGAGUUUCUGCUUGGAAAUCCUUACAGCACGCCUGUGGGCCAGUGUGUAGAGAGAGCCACGGAUGGAGGCCUGCAGAGUGAGGACUGGACUCUGAAUAUGGAGAUCUGUGACAUCAUAAAUGAAACGGACGAGGGACCAAAAGAUGCGAUGCGUGCCCUAAAGAAGAGACUGAGUGGCAACAAGAACUUCAGAGAGGUUAUGCUGGCGCUGACGGUUCUGGAGACAUGUGUAAAGAACUGUGGUCACAGGUUUCACGUCCAUGUGGCCAACAGAGAUUUUAUCGACGGCGUCCUGGUCAAAAUAAUCUCCCCCAAAGCAAACCCACCCACAAUCGUGCAGGACAAAGUGCUGUCCCUAAUACAAUCCUGGGCUGAUGCCUUUAGGAGCAGUCCUGAUCUUACCGGCGUGGUCCAUAUCUACGAGGAGCUGAAGAGGAAAGGCGUUGAGUUUCCGAUGGCAGACCUGGAUGCUUUGUCUCCAAUUCACACGCCACAGAGGGGUACCCCUGAAGUGGACCCAGCUAUGUUGAAGUACCUCGCUCCUAACAAUUCAACUGGGGGUCCUCCUAAACCCAGCCAGUCCACUCCCACCACCACACAGGCCUCCAACAUCCCCAGCCCCGUCACUGUUACUCCUGAACAGAUUGCGCGGCUACGGAGCGAGCUGGACAUUGUGAGAGGAAACAUUAAAGUCAUGUCAGAGAUGCUUACAGAACUGGUCCCUGGUCAGGAAGAUGCUUCUGACUUGGAGCUCCUCCAGGAGCUUAACAGAACAUGCCGCGCCAUGCAGCAGAGAGUGGUUGAGCUAAUAGGUCGUGUGUCCAACGAGGAAGUGACUGAGGAGCUUCUGCACGUCAAUGACGACCUCAACAAUAUAUUCCUUCGAUAUGAGAGGUAUGAGAGGUACAGGUUGGGCAGGGCUGCACAAAACAACGGGAUGUUAGCUGAGACUACAGAAGAUAACCUCAUAGACCUGGGGCCAGGCUCUCCCGCCGUGGUUACACCCAGAAUUACGUCCAGCCCUCCAUCCAGCUCCGCCCAGAGAGACGCAGCGUCAGCAACUCACAACCCCACAGCUUCCUUAUCUACUGCACUCGCUAAUCUUGAUGUAGGCCCCGACACUGUGAGCGGUACACUCACCUCUCUGUCGGGCCCAAAUAAGGACGAUUUUGACAUGUUCGCCCAGACCAGGAGCAGCUCACUGGCUGAACAACGCAAAAACGUAAAAUAUGAAGAACCCCACGCUCUGGGAGGCCUAGCCUCUGCUUUGGAUGUGAGACAACAAAACACAAGUGGGCUGAGGGUAAAAGGGGAUGAUAACCCAGCAGAUCAGGAGCUGCCCAUAGACAGCUGGCUUAUUACCCAAGGAAUGAUCCCCGUGUCGCAGUCCUCUGUCAUGGAUGACAUAGAGGAGUGGCUCUGUGCUGAUGUGAAAGGAGAUGCUGCUGAGGAGGGAGUGACCAGUGAAGAGUUUGAUAAGUUCCUAGAGGAGCGCGCUAAGGCAGCAGACACUUUGCCAUCUCCCCCCGGAGCUAACCCUGCUCAACCUGCUCGACCCACGACCGGCUCCAGCAAGAAGGCUGAGCGGACAGAGGAUGCCCUCUUUGCCUUGUAGACUGUUUCCAGCGAAAAUUAGCUUCUGCAGCAGGAAUCCGGAAGGUCAUCCUAGAUAAUUCCCCUCCAGAUCAUCUCUUCUAGUUCCACUUUACUGCUAACUGGAUGGAAGUGGUGUUGCAAGUGAACUCCACCUCCUUGCUCUUCUCUUGCUUGAACCCAUUAAGGUCAAACGUGUUUACUGCACACUCUGCUGUGUUCCGUUUUGCGAUAGAUGGAUGUAUAAAUCAGUUCAUGUGGGAUGUAGAACUCGCAGGCUUGCAGCUCAUUUGCAGCAAUCCCACUAAAUGAAGACUACGAACUCUGUCUCAUUUUGUGGAAGAAUGUAGUUUAUUACUAUUAAAAUUAACAGUGCAGGCUGAUGCAUUGAAUUUUUAUGAAAGCAUACAUUUAGAAUAUUUUAUUUUUACUACAUUCAGCUAAUUGCAUAUUUAUGCAUUUGUUAUAAUGGUUGGAUCUGUAUUAUGUUGCGGUUCACUUAAUUCUUUAAUCGGCUAAUAUUCACUUUAUUCUGGUUUAACCUUUAAUAUCAGUAUUAAUUGAUGCGGUUGUAAAACCUGUUUUUGCCUGCUUACCGAUAACACAGUAAAGAAAAAGCUGAUUUGAUGGGAUUUCUUACUAUAGAGGAGUCCUCUGGAAAACCUCUAACCAAAGGGAAGUUUAAUGGUGGUCAGUUAAAACAUGUUAAUGCAUCUCAAAUCACAAAAGGGAAGAAGUAUGUCCAUUUGAUACUUUAAGCAUCUUAAAAAAGAAACUUAAACAUGAACUGGGACCAUCAAUUAGCAUCAAGCACCUUUAGUCAUUCCAAAGAAUAGUAAGGCUUUAAUGAGCAACUAGGACUUUAUUUAUUUAUUAUAAUAUAUAAAAUGUUAGACUAAUGCGCUCUGUUGAGGUUAGUGCAUGUUUUGGUGAUUGAGAAGAAAUAACUCAGAUUUUAUUUUAUUUGAUAAAAACCCUUUUUUUUGGCAUCAGCCUCAAAAUCUGUAGAAAAAGUGGGAUAUAGUUUACGUGUAUAUUUGCUUUAACUCAUCAUAAUUUGAGAUAUAUGCUAAUUUAUUUACAUUCCAUAUUUAUAGUGCAAAAAUACACAGGACAUAUUUAGAUGAUACGCCAGAAAUAGCGCCUCCUACAGUUCGGAAAUGUUAACUGCAGUCCGUGAGAGCUGGUCUACUGGGUGUUUUCAGAUGAGUCUCUGCUUUUACACCACCUGGUUCAGGUAAUUGCUGUAAUUAGUCAUUAAUGGGAACCAGGUGUGCUGAAGCAGGGACCGUUCCAAAACGUGCUAUAAACUGGCCCCAGACUCAAAUAUUUUAAAAUAAAAUAAACCAUCUUCAUUGAUAAGAAUAGAAUAGUAAGUCAUUUUCCUCAAAGUUUAAAAUGAAUCACCAGACUUCUUUUCAUAUAGAUUUUAUUUCAGAAAAACAAAUGGUGGGUUUGUAUGUCUUGCUCAUCUGAAUUUGUACUAAACAUUUUUUUAGUGCAUGGACAAAGCCUCCUCUCAUAGUCCGGGACAUGAAAAAUUAUCUUUGCUAGUGAUUAAUAAUAUUUUAAUAAUGAAAAGAAAAUCAUUCCAAGUUUAAUUCCCGUUCAUCAGUUAUUGACUAAGAGUAGAAAAUGAGACCUUAAUAAUAAUUAUUUUUUUAAACAAAGGAUAGUAGACACUUAUUUUCUAUUAUUUAUCUCUGAGAUUCAAUUACCAAAACAUGCAUGGACCACUAGUAUAUGUAUAUAUUUUUU